This is a messenger RNA of Yamadazyma tenuis ATCC 10573, 630 nucleotides long. The record is from RefSeq and is a predicted model, not a curated record. NCBI's taxonomy places the organism in Eukaryota, Fungi, Ascomycota, Pichiomycetes, Serinales, Debaryomycetaceae.
CAGAACAAAAGAUAUAAUGCGAUUGCAAAAGAAUUUGAGGGAAGUAAUUAAAUGAAAUAUAGAGGUUGAGUACCUGAUCUAGAGUGGAAUGGCUUGAAGGGGAAUAUUAGAGCUUGAAUCUGGCGAAUCCUACGUUGUAAGUGUCGACUAUCACCUAUCCCAUUGUCAUUUCUAAACUAUUUUCCAUUUAAAUGACGACCAAAUGAGCCUAUUGACGGCAGUGUAUUUCAAGUAUAGCAUUUGUGGUGUACAUUGAUGAAUAGGGGUCCAUUACUCUUGAAUAGAAAGAAUCUCCGGCUUUUUGCGCCUAUAGUAACAUAAAAGAACUCAAAGAAGUAUAUCGCAGCUAUGCUUUCUAAACUGUACAUAGUUCUGGUUUAUCGUCACACAAAUAUAACUUCCUCUGAAGAAGAACUAAUCAACUCGGCUCUUGGUAGUGAAUUCUCAUCAGUCCGAAUCGGCUUGAUAUUUGACCAAUAUAAGCUCACUGAGAACAGAUUUAUCCGAACCUAAAGCCCCCCUUGUAUUACAAACCCCCACCUAGAUCCCGGUACGAGUCCCGGAUUGUAGGAAGCUAAACGAGCUAUGCUGCAGUUCAAGCGGUUGUAGAACAUUUAGAUAGUAGUGCCC